This is a messenger RNA of Lates calcarifer (barramundi perch), 635 nucleotides long. Its product is annotated as transcription factor HES-5-like. The transcript has 2 exons. Gene Ontology annotation, cellular component: nucleus. Gene Ontology annotation, molecular function: protein dimerization activity; DNA-binding transcription factor activity, RNA polymerase II-specific; RNA polymerase II cis-regulatory region sequence-specific DNA binding. NCBI's taxonomy places the organism in Eukaryota, Metazoa, Chordata, Actinopteri, Centropomidae. The record is from RefSeq and is a predicted model, not a curated record. Bases 1 to 558 code for a protein of 185 amino acids. Gene Ontology annotation, biological process: regulation of neurogenesis; anterior/posterior pattern specification; regulation of transcription by RNA polymerase II.
AUGAAAGGCGGCUCCUCCAGACACAUCAGAGCUCAGUGUCAUCCUGAGGUAGCUGCUCACUUCACCUGCACAGACAUGGCUCCCUGCUCCAUCAGUAACACCUCUAUUCACCAUACCAGGGUCUCUGAGAAAGACAGAAUCAAACUGAGAAAACCUAUUGUGGAGAAAAUGCGCAGAGAUCGCAUCAACAGCUGCAUCGAGCAGCUCAAGAUCAUCCUGGAGAAAGAGUUCCACAAGCAAGAACCCAACUCCAAACUGGAGAAAGCCGACAUCCUGGAGAUGACCGUGAGCUUCCUGAGGCAGCAGCUGCAGCCGGGCCUCUGUCAGAGCGACUACAACCAGGGCUACUCUCACUGCUGGAGGGACUCUCUGCAUUUCCUCUCAGCCGGCUCCAGCACAGAGGCCUCCAUCGCUCCUCUGCAGGGCCUCCAGCAGCAGGAGCAACAGCUCCAACAGGUCCAGAGAGCCAGCAGCUCCUCCAUAGUCUGCUCCACCCUCAGGUCCACCACACUGCAGGACAGUAGCAGCAGCAGAGGUCCUGUGUGGAGGCCUUGGUAGAGACUCUGUCAUACAGACACUCUGAGACCUGAGGGGAUCUUCUCUGUCCCUCACUAUGUAGGAAAUAUAUUUCCAGC